AUGGGUUCCAUCGUCGCCAAGAUCGCACCCAACAGUGGGAUCAGUCGAUCCUGGCUCCCACCUCCGUCCGCAUACGAUGCCGAGCGGGAUAUGCCCGAUAUGACCGGCCAGGUGAGCGAGGCUGCAACUCCGAGAACGGGUCAUCGCUCGAUUCGCGCGGGAGACAGUGCGGGCGACGGGUCGUUCGAGCGAACUAUGCUCCGUGCCCUAUGAGGAUGUGGCGACUGACAUGCUGGUGCAUGCGGUACACAGAUCGUGAUGGUGACGGGAGGGAAUGCCGGUAUCGGCCUCGAGACGGUCAAGCGGCUGAUGCUCAAGAACGCCAAAGUGUACAUCGCCGCGAGGAGUGAGGAACGAGUGAUGAAGGCGAUCGAGGCGCUCGAGCGGCAAACGAAUGGCCAGGGGAAGGCGAUCUGGAUCAAGAUGGAUUUGUGCGAUUUGGUCUCGUUGAAGAAGAGUGCGGAACAGUUCUCGAGUCUGGAGGAACGGCUUGAUCUGCUCUACGUUAAUGCGUGAGUGCAGCUCCAUUGGUCGGACGAGGUGACCCAUCGCCGAGACCCGGGGUUUGAGCUCAUCCGAUGGGCUGCUUUGUUCAACGAACAGCGGUGUCGCGAUGCCUCGGGUCGAUCAAUUGACCAAAGAUGGAUACGAUCUCAGUGAGCCAUGCAUCAAGAUGAUCAAACCUUAUCGGAUGGUCUUGCUGAACCCUCUUCUUUUCCUCCUCUCUCGCAGCUUUUGGUUCGUCGCCGAGGACUAGGAUUUUGCAACAUCUCGAGCGAGCGAAUUGACAAGUCUUGUUCCGCUUUGGUCGGUCACAGGAACCAAUGUUUUGGGUCACUACCACUUUGUCAAAUAUCUCGUGAGUGUCUUCCUCCCUCGGAGCUCACCAUUAGCCCCAACUCACUCAGGCUCGCCUUUCUUUAGAUUCCCUCACUCCGCGCUUCGGCCGCUUCACGGGGAAAGCCGGCUCGGAUAGUCUGGACUGCAUCCGAGGCAGCAACCGGGUGGUCGGUGAGGGAUGGCGAGAACGGGCUAUGGAAAGCCGAUAGCCUACAGGGGGGUGAGCGCAGGGAAGCUUUGCUCAAGAAGUGGGGGAGUGGGUUUGCUGCUCGAUCGUGAGUACAACGCACGCAAUGGCUUCUCGUGAUUGUGCGUGUAAAGCUGAGCUCGGUUCAAUUUGAUACAGUAAACUCUACGGGCAAGCCAAAGCUGGCAACAUCGUGCAUUGUUUCUGGUUAGGCCGGCAAUACCCAAACGAGAUCGAUUGCGUCGCCGUCCACCCAGGGGCCAUCAAAUCCGACAUCCACCGAGAUGCCAACGUCGUGAUGAAAACAGUCGCCAACAUGAUCUUGCGAUCGGUCGAGAUGGGUGCCAUGACAGGGUUAUGGGCUGGAACGAUUGCUGCGGCAAAGGACGUCCGGAAUAAGGUGAGUGCCGAGCAACUCUGGCACGCAGUCGCUCAGAACUGACCCUGUGCGACGCCUCCGCUUGCUUUCACAGUACUUUGUCCCUGUCGCUCGGCUUGUCGAGCUCCCACCGGUGUUUCACGACGAGAAGGUUCAAGACAAUCUUGCCGCUUGGUGCGAGCAACAGCUGCCGGCAGCCAAAGAAUGA
Molecule: messenger RNA, 1614 nt
Organism: Microbotryum saponariae
Lineage: Eukaryota; Fungi; Basidiomycota; Microbotryomycetes; Microbotryales; Microbotryaceae
Source: the annotation of a GenBank genome assembly